Alnus glutinosa is the source of this 690-nucleotide messenger RNA. RefSeq lists its product as uncharacterized. Gene Ontology annotation, molecular function: zinc ion binding; nucleic acid binding; DNA-directed RNA polymerase activity. Bases 256 to 591 code for a protein of 111 amino acids. Gene Ontology annotation, biological process: DNA-templated transcription; termination of RNA polymerase III transcription. The transcript has 4 exons. Lineage: Eukaryota; Viridiplantae; Streptophyta; Magnoliopsida; Fagales; Betulaceae. Gene Ontology annotation, cellular component: RNA polymerase III complex. The record is from RefSeq and is a predicted model, not a curated record.
AAGGUAUUAAAAAAAAAAAAAAGUCCAUGUAACUGAUCCAAAAGUCCAAACCCUCUUGGUUGAUCUCUUGAUGACCGAAACCAUAAAGGGCUCCAGUUAGGGUUUCAGACAAAACCCUAAACUCUAAUUCCAAAUUAUCCGGGUAGACCCGAAAUCAUCUGGGCAUUCUAUGCCAAAUUCCUCCGAAUCAAACCCGAUCAGUGUUCUUACUUCUUCAUAUUCUCACAGAGGGAUUGUGUUAGAAGUUGAUAACAAAUGGAAUUUUGUCCAACUUGCGGGACCAUGCUGCAGUAUGAGUUGCCCUAUCUGGGCCGUCCUUCUAGAUUCUUCUGCCCGGCAUGUCCCUAUGUAUGCUACUUAGAGAACAAGGUUAAGAUAAAGAAAAAGCAACCUCUGGUUAAGAAAGAUUUAGAGCCUGUCGUCACAGAUGAUGACAUGAAGAAUGCGUCUCAGACUGAUGCAUCAUGCCCGAAAUGUGGUCAUGGAAGGGCUGCUUAUGUUCAAUUUCAGACUAGAUCAGCCGAUGAGCCGGCCACAACAUUUUAUACGUGCUUGAAUGAGACUUGUAGAAACAAAUGGCGUGAUGAUUAAAUGCUUUUGUCAUGCACAUAUUUCAGUCUUUCCAACUACGCAGUAUAAGGAGGUUUUUGCACAUUUGAAGUUCAGUUUAUUCUCAAGCUCUCUUAAUUA